Messenger RNA from Armigeres subalbatus, 2677 nucleotides. Its product is annotated as DNA cross-link repair 1A protein-like. The record is from RefSeq and is a predicted model, not a curated record. Lineage: Eukaryota; Metazoa; Arthropoda; Insecta; Diptera; Culicidae. The transcript is spliced from 5 exons. Gene Ontology annotation, biological process: double-strand break repair via nonhomologous end joining; interstrand cross-link repair. Gene Ontology annotation, molecular function: damaged DNA binding; 5'-3' DNA exonuclease activity. The coding region runs from base 145 to 2448 and encodes 767 amino acids.
UCCUUUCCUGUGCUUAUCCUUUCGGUGUCAGGUCAGCUCGAGUGCACGUAUCCUUGAAGGGUAACUGCACAUGAAUCUGUUUAAUGUGAUAAAAAAUAUUCCAUUCUGAUUAAUUCGAGUUAUGAUAUCAUCGAGAAGACUGUAAUGGACUCGGCUAUUCCAAGCACCAGCCGGAGAUGCCGCCUCUCGCUGUCGAAAAAAUUCAGCGACACAGGCGAGGACACAGCAGUCAAAUCAACUGGUUCAUCAAAGAGUAUGCAGGAUUCAACAUCUGAAAUUAUGCAAAUUCUCUCACAAAAUCCAUUUCGAAUAACCGGACGAACUCUCUCGGAAGAACACGAUAUCUUGUCCCAAGCACCAGAUGCGGUGUCAGUUUCAUCUAAAGAAGUGGACACAAAAAGCAACAUUAUGGGUCUGCAAUCGGUAAUUUCCGUUAGCAGUGGAAGUGACAGGGAAGCCAGUCCAACGCCAAAGAAAAGCACAAUCCAGGAGUUCUUCACCCCAAAAGAUUCAAAGGUUUCCGUUUUGGGCGCUAGCACUCCCAACGUAAGAACGACCCGCAAAUCAUCCUCGCGCAAGGAGAAUUUUUCAUGUAGCGCAGAUCCUAAGAAGGUGAAGAAAGUUCGACGGCAAAUAUGUAAAAGCAGCAACAUUAAGAUGCUAACCAACAAAUAUUUUGACGAUUCUCAAAAGAGAAUCACAAGCUUUUUCUCGAAGACGGAUGAAGACCCUGAUAGAGUUGGUUAUCAUCGAGUGCUAAAAUCGUCCGUCAUGCCAGCCAUCAAUACGGGCGACGAGAAUAUGGAGAAGUUCUUGUCAGUGGAUAUCAAAGUCGGUUCUCAACCGUUAAAUGAAUCCCAAAUACAGGGCCCCUCCAUGGAAUCAGUUUCCGACGAUCCUGGGAAAAUCAUGGAAAGAAUAGAAAAAGCUCAAAGUGCCUUAUACGAUCGAAAAGUGGAAGAUUGGAACAUGGAGUUGAAUGUCAUGCCGAUUACUGUAAACUCACCCGCUAUGGAAGAAGCCGUCGACUCCGGUUUCUCCGAGAUAAAAACACCUGGCCAACAACGAACGAAAACAUCUGCAUCCAUGAAGCGGAAAUCCGUACCGGCCAAAUCUACAUCGAAGAAGGCUCGGCCAGCGAAAACACCAGCCACAGUGCGGAAGCGGAAAAUUGUCUGCCCACAGUACAAGGUCAUCGCAGGAACCAAUUUCGCGGUGGAUGCGUUCAGAUACGGGGACAUAGAAGGCGUCUCGCAUUACUUUCUGACGCACUAUCAUGCCGAUCACUAUAUCGGUUUGAAGAAGAGCUUCGCAAUGCCACUUAUAAUGUCGCCAGUAACAUCCCGAUUGGUGAAGGCCUUCAUCAAUGUUUCUGAGGAGUAUUAUCAGUUGAUUGAGUUGCAUGAGACCAUCACCAUCGAUGAUGUGCGAAUUACGGCGUUGGAUGCUAACCACUGUCCCGGUGCGGUCAUGUUCCUGUUCCAGUUACCCACUGGAACCAACAUUCUUCACACCGGUGAUUUUCGAGCCAGUGCGGAUAUGGAAGAAUAUCCCGAGUUUUGGAACGUUGACAUUAAUAGCCUCUAUCUCGACACAACCUACUUGUCUACGAAGUAUGCCUUCAAGUCACAGUUUGAAAGCAUUACGGAUGCAUGUGACGUAGUGCGAAGGGUGCUAAAUCGGAACAUUGGAGCGCGUGUGCUGAUUGUGUGCGGAAGCUACUUGAUUGGUAAGGAGAAAGUAUGGACCGAGUUGGCAGUGCAGUUCAACUUCAAAGUGUGGACAGAGCCAAACCGGCGGAAAGCGUUGGCAGCGAUCAAUGAUAAGGUUCAGCAGCAGCAGCUGGUGGAUGACCCUCAGAUGGCCGAAAUUCAUGUGCUAGGAAUGAACAAAGUUUCUUAUGAUGAACUGAUAAAGCAUGUCGAACAGUUUCCGGAUCGGUACGAUCUGCUCAUCGCCCUACGCCCGAGCGGUUGGGAGAAAAACAGUCGACCGCAGUAUCGGGGAUUCAUCAACAUAAUAGGUGUUGAGUAUUCAGAGCACAGUAGUGUAGAUGAAUUGAGACGGUUCGUGCGGUUUCUCCGACCCCAGGAGGUAAUCAGUACGGUUCCCUAUGGCGCUUCCAACCAGAACAGGACCCCUCAGGUUCCUCCGAGCUGGUAUCGGGGGGACAUUCGGCCCGAGCGUCAGGCUCUACAGCUAUCGAUGACCUCGUUCGUUCAGGUGGGUUCGAAGACGUCCGAACCUCGAAAACAGCCGAGAACAGUUGCUGAGAAGCCCACACAUAAAAAGGAUGAUGACGAUUGUACAAUAAUUUCGAGUGGUUCUGAAGAAUUGUUGGUAUGUAUGCAAAGCGAGAAAGUGAUAGAAGAGGCAAGUCCUGCCGAAACUGUGCAUUCCGAAGAAGGUGAACAGGAUGAUGAUUCGGAUAGCGACUGGAUGCCAUGAAUUCCAUUGUGAUGUGAGAAUGUAUUAAAAAAUCGUUAAAUUUUUAUAUUCUAUCGUUUUUAAAAACUUCGAGGGUUUUUUAUUAUAACUUUAUACAAGAAGCAGGCGAGCACUAUAAGUGCACGUGACUGCUUGUGCGAUAUGCAAGCCAAAGUACAAUAUAAAUGUUUAAUUUUUUGUUGAUGACAUAUCCUUGAAUCUGAUCAUAAAAGAUAUUAAAAUUUAAAAA